This is a messenger RNA of Felis catus (domestic cat), 2601 nucleotides long. RefSeq names its product alpha-L-fucosidase 2 (gene FUCA2). Gene Ontology annotation, cellular component: lysosome. Gene Ontology annotation, molecular function: alpha-L-fucosidase activity. Lineage: Eukaryota; Metazoa; Chordata; Mammalia; Carnivora; Felidae. The coding region runs from base 67 to 1461 and encodes 464 amino acids. The transcript is spliced from 6 exons. The record is from RefSeq and is a predicted model, not a curated record. Gene Ontology annotation, biological process: fucose metabolic process; glycoside catabolic process.
CUUAGCGGGAGCCGCGGAAGAACGAGCGCGCAGAGCGGCCGACGGGGCGGAGGGCGGCGCGCGGACAUGCGCCCCUCGGCGCCUCCCGCGCUCCCCGCGCUCGGGCUGGCGCUCCCGCUGCUGCUGCUCCUGCUGCCGCCCGCACCCCGCGCCGCCUACCGCGCGCCGCGCUUCGACCCCACCUGGAAGUCCCUGGACGCCCGGCCGCUGCCCGCCUGGUUCGACCAGGCCAAAUUCGGCAUCUUCGUCCACUGGGGGGUGUUCUCCGUGCCCAGUUUCGGGAGCGAGUGGUUCUGGUGGUAUUGGCAAGAGAAAAAGAUACCGAUGUAUGUGAAGUUUAUGGAAGAUAACUACCGUCCUGAUUUCAAAUAUGAGGAUUUUGGACCACUAUUUACAGCACGGUUUUUUAAUGCGAGCUACUGGGCAGAUGUUUUUCAGGCUUCUGGUGCCAAAUACACUGUCUUAACUUCCAAACAUCAUGAAGGCUUUACCUUGUGGGGCUCAAAGCAUUCAUGGAACUGGAAUGCGGUGGAUGUGGGGCCCAAGAGGGACCUUGUCAAGGAGCUUGAGGCAGCUAUUAGGAACAGGACUGACCUUCGCUUUGGACUGUACUAUUCCCUCUUUGAAUGGUUUCAUCCACUCUUCCUUGAGGAUAAGUCCAGGUCAUUCCAUCAGCAACAAUUUCCAGUUUCCAAGACGCUGCCAGAACUCUACGAGCUAGUGAACAAGUAUCAGCCGGAGGUCCUGUGGUCGGAUGGUGAUGGAGAUGCCCCUGAUGACUACUGGAACAGCACGGUCUUCUUAGCCUGGCUGUAUAACCAAAGCCCCGUUCGGGACACAGUUGUCACCAAUGACCGUUGGGGACUCGGUACCAUCUGUAAGCAUGGCGGCUAUUAUACCUGCAGUGAUCGUUACCACCCAGGACAUCUUCUGCCUCAUAAAUGGGAAAAUUGCAUGACAAUAGACAAGUUUUCCUGGGGUUACAGGAGAGACGCCAGACUCAGUGACUAUCUUACAAUCGAAGAACUAGUGAAGGAACUUGUAGAGACAGUUUCAUGUGGAGGAAAUCUUUUGAUGAAUAUUGGGCCCACAUACGAUGGCACAAUUCCUGUAAUUUUUGAGGAGCGACUGAGGCAAAUGGGGACCUGGCUAAAAGUCAAUGGAGAAGCUAUUUAUGAAACCUACCCUUGGAGGUCCCAGAGUGACGUCACCCCAGACGUGUGCUCUUCUGAUCCCUUAGAACACAUCUUGCUAACGGAUGCACAAAUUGAAUGGAGACAAAGCACAGAUGCUCACAGACUCAGUUCAAAGCUAUGGCGGCUUGAUGCUGAAAUGCUGAGUAUAGGAAGGAACUUGGAGUUACCACUCGCUGCUGUUGGGGUGUGCACUGCCUCUCAAACGGCUCUCUGCAAAACAAACACUAAAUGCUAUUUUUACUUUUCACUUCUUUUUUUUUUGUAAAAGUGAAAGUCCUCUUUAGAUUUCUUUCAGUUACAAAAAUAGGUACUACUCUAGGCCUUUUAUAAAAGUGAAAUGGCGUAACACUGACUGUAGGGGAUACCUGUAAUUUUAAAAUGAACUUCGUCAGUGGCAAUGUUUGGCCAAACCUUUGAAAAUUUUCUUUUCAUUUCCCAGAAAACUAAACUUAAAAUACAGCUAUCUCCAUGCAUAUCAAUGUAAAAUAGAUAUUCUUUUUUACAGUUAUUUUAUGUUGUUCAAGUUCUGGAAGCAUCCAAAAUGAUUCUGGAAUUUAUAAAUAAAUAAAUGAGUAAAGCAAACUCAGGUUCUUUCCCAGACAUCCCAUCCCAGAAUACAUUAGAAUAAAAGUAAGAUGUUGUAGUUGUACUAUUUUAAGGUCAUUAAAAAAAUCUGGAGGAAGUUAAUCUAACAGUUGUAGGCAACAGAUCUGGUAUUGAGUUCAUUUUGAUGCAUUUUAUAGCUUGUUUUUAAGAAACAAUUUCUUUGGAUGUAGAUUGUCCAUAAGCUUCUCCUUGUAUCAUCUUUCCACAUUUCAUUUCUAACACUGUGGUUGAUCUGGCAGAAAGGAAGAUGGAGUUCACAUUUGAUGUUUAAUUACAGCUUAGUGGCGUGGGUAUGACAUCAUCUUUUUAUUUUAUCUAUAUUUUGUCUGGCCCCAUUAAUACUGUAAUCUUAAAAGUUCAUGGGUUUUGUUUUUGUGUUGUUCCACAUGAUAGGCAAAGUUUUUCCGUUCAAAAUAACCAUAGAUAUGUAGAAAACAUAUUUAAACCCAUUUAGUAUAAGAGUAAGGAUAUAAAACAAUUACAGUAGUAAUUGAUCAGACUUAUGUAUUGUUGAUCAGUUACUGGAAAACCUGGGGAGAAAGGGUAGCUUCCUAGAUAAGGGACAUUCUAUGCAAGAACUAUGCAAGUCUUACAUUGGGCAGAUUGGUCCAGAGUCAUUUUCCCUGGUCCUCUCUUCAGUGUUUUCCCUACUCUAACACUAUUCAGCCUUUACAGUUCUUCUCUUCCAACUCUUGGACACUUUUACUUGACAGGAAUGUAGGAGUAAGACGCACGUAUGCACUCAUUUGGACCAAAGGUUAAAAUAACUUGUGAACCACUAAAUAAAAGCAAAAGCUGA